This is a messenger RNA of Gracilinanus agilis (Agile Gracile Mouse Opossum), 966 nucleotides long. RefSeq names its product olfactory receptor 10R2-like. Gene Ontology annotation, biological process: G protein-coupled receptor signaling pathway. Gene Ontology annotation, molecular function: olfactory receptor activity; G protein-coupled receptor activity. The annotation marks the transcript as partial. NCBI's taxonomy places the organism in Eukaryota, Metazoa, Chordata, Mammalia, Didelphimorphia, Didelphidae. The transcript has a single exon. Gene Ontology annotation, cellular component: membrane. The record is from RefSeq and is a predicted model, not a curated record.
GUCAUUCCCCAGAAUCAUCUUCCUUUGGAGAACCUCACCAUGGUCACUGAAUUCCUGUUGCUGGGCUUUUCGAACCUUAACAAAAUGCAGUUUGUUCUCUUCGGUGUCAUUCUGUGCCUCUACCUGGUCAUUCUGAGUGGAAACAUCACUGUUAUCACUACAAUCUGCUUAGAGCACAGCCUCCACACCCCUAUGUACUUCUUCUUAAGUGUCCUUUCUGUCUCUGAGACAUUCUAUACUUUUGUCAUCCUACCCAAGAUGCUCCUCAACCUCUUAUCUGUGCUCAGGACAAUAUCCUUCAUCAGUUGUGCCAUCCAAAUGUUCUUCUUUCUUGGCUUUGCCACCACCAACUGCCUGUUGUUGGGUGUGAUGGGUUAUGACCGCUACACGGCCAUCUGUCACCCUCUGCGCUACCCAGUCCUCAUGAGCUGGUGGAUCUGUAAGUUGAUGGCAACCACUUGUGGUGUGAGUGGCUUUCUGGUUUCCAUGAUAGGAACAUUUUUGGUCUUCACCCUCCCCUUCUGCAACUCCAACAGAAUUAAUCACUAUUUCUGUGACAUCGCACCUGUUAUUCAUCUUGCCUGUGGAGACCCCUAUAUCAAUGAAGCAAUCAUAUUCUUUGGUGGAGUGGUGGUACUUGUCGUACCUUUGAUGUUCAUCUGUAUCACCUAUGGCUUCAUUAUCAGAACUAUCCUGAGGAUCCCAUCCACUGAAGGGAAAAAGAAAGCUUUUUCUACCUGUGCUUCCCACCUCACAGUGGUUGUAAUCCACUAUGGAUGUGCAUCGUUUGUCUACUUGAGGCCCUCAUCCAGGCAUACAUCAGACAAGGACAAACUGGUGACAGUGACUUACACCAUCUUCACUCCUUUAUUGAAUCCUAUGGUUUACACUCUCAGAAACAGGGAAGUCCGGGUAGCCAUUCAGAAGGUGAUGAACUGGAGAGGAUUUUCUCCUAAAAUCAUAUAA